Puntigrus tetrazona (Sumatra barb) is the source of this 1458-nucleotide messenger RNA. It is a transcript of the gene atp6v1e1b, whose product is annotated as ATPase H+ transporting V1 subunit E1b. Gene Ontology annotation, molecular function: proton-transporting ATPase activity, rotational mechanism. The transcript has 9 exons. The coding region runs from base 211 to 891 and encodes 226 amino acids. Gene Ontology annotation, cellular component: proton-transporting two-sector ATPase complex, catalytic domain. The record is from RefSeq and is a predicted model, not a curated record. Gene Ontology annotation, biological process: proton transmembrane transport. Lineage: Eukaryota; Metazoa; Chordata; Actinopteri; Cypriniformes; Cyprinidae.
AUCAUUGACUGAGAGUCAGCUGAUCCUUCUAGUCUAUUUUCACGACUCUGCUACGGUCGACCCUUCUUGUCAUUUUUGUGCGUUUUUAAAUCUGUAGGCUUUUCGCAAAUAUUUCAAAAAAUCCAUUUACUCAGACGUCUUUCCGUCGCCGUGACACGAGCCUUUUCAGCCGGUGGAGUUUAAUAUCCUCUUACAGCAGCAGCAGCAGUCAUGGCGCUCAGUGAUGCCGACGUCCAGAAGCAGAUCAAGCACAUGAUGGCUUUCAUUGAGCAGGAGGCCAAUGAAAAAGCAGAGGAGAUCGAUGCAAAGGCAGAGGAGGAGUUCAACAUUGAGAAAGGCCGGCUGGUCCAGACUCAGCGUCUGAAGAUUAUGGAGUAUUAUGAGAAGAAGGAGAAACAGAUUGAACAGCAAAAGAAAAUUCAAAUGUCCAACCUAAUGAACCAGGCCAGACUGAAGGUCCUGAAGGCCCGUGAUGACAUGAUUUCGGAUUUGCUAAACGAUGCACGUCAGCGACUAGCGAAUGUAGCCAGAGAUCCAUCCAGAUAUGCGGCUCUGAUGGAUGGACUUGUCCUGCAGGGUUUUUACCAGCUCCUGGAACCCAAAGUGACCAUCCGUUGCCGCAAACAGGAUGUGGGCAUAUUGCAGGCUGCUGUGCAAAAAAACAUUCCCAUUUACAAGGCCUCAGUGAAGGACAAUCUUGAAGUGCGCAUUGACCAGGAGAACUUCCUCUCUCCAGAAAUCUCUGGUGGUAUCGAGCUGUAUAAUGCUGAUGGGAAGAUCAAAGUGUCUAACACUCUGGAGAGCAGGCUGGACCUCAUAGCACAACAGAUGAUGCCUGAAAUCCGCGUCGCUCUAUUCGGUGCAAACCAGAACCGCAAGUUUAUGGACUAAUCCUCACCCGCACAAAACCACGGCAGAACACCAUUGUUUGAUGUUGUACUUUUAUUUUUAUUCUGAUGUUAAAGAAUUCAUUCCUGUGUUUGUCUGUAUUUAAAAAAAAUAUCAUGUGUAUGUGUGUGUUCUGUAUAUGGUGAUUCAUUAUUGCUGUAAAAAGGAUCAAAAUAGUGUAUUAAUUGGCUGCUAAAUCUCUGGUCCGUAACAUCUCAUGUGUUUAUUUCUGAGUGCAGCUGUAAUAUAACAUGGUUAUGUUUACAGAAAUACCUGAGUGAGUUCGGUCUUAAGCUGAAAUUCCACGAUGGUUUGCGAACUCACCCAUUUUGUGGCUGUGGAGGAGAAGACGGACCCAUCUUGAACAUCCCCUAGAAAAACAAAAUGGUUGCACAGACUUAAAAAUGACAACGUGUUUCAUUAUUUCUGUUGAAUUUUUAUUUGCUGUUCUUCCUAUGGUGCAGAGCAUGACCUGUAUGUCACAAGCAAUCGUGUCUGUUAAUGCUGCAAAGAUUAUAUUGAUGUGGAAAUUAUAUAUAAUGAAAAAAACAAUACCAAACAGAUCUUCAA